Messenger RNA from Alternaria infectoria, 435 nucleotides. RefSeq lists its product as uncharacterized. Bases 1 to 435 code for a protein of 144 amino acids. NCBI's taxonomy places the organism in Eukaryota, Fungi, Ascomycota, Dothideomycetes, Pleosporales, Pleosporaceae. The transcript is spliced from 3 exons. The record is from RefSeq and is a predicted model, not a curated record.
AUGCGAAGACCGCCAUACCUGCUCUUCCUUCUCCUUACCUUUCUCUCCUCCCUCUCCCUGUCCCUUGCAGCCUCGCGUACGUCAUUCUGCAAAUGCACCUGCUUCGGCAACAGUACCAUCGUAGCCCUCGACGCUCCCAGCACGAAGAAGCCCGCCGCCCUCGAAUUAAAACCCCGCGCCUCCAAGAAGACAUGUAACGACUGCAACCGCCAAUUCUGCCUAGGUUAUGGCUUCUGCGCAGGAGAAAAAGAGGAGAACGUGCUUACAACAUGCUUCCAGAGGGACUCUGCGAAAGACCAGGCAGUCGUGUUUGUCUUCAUUGGCGCGACGGUGGGGCUCUUGGGAUGGGCGGCAUUGCGGCCUUAUGUUGAGGGAUGGAGAGAGCGUGCACGGGAGCGUCGAAGCUACAUCCCAGUGGCUGGUCAAGGGAACUAG